This is a messenger RNA of Ipomoea nil (Japanese morning glory), 1196 nucleotides long. Its product is annotated as inositol oxygenase 4-like. Gene Ontology annotation, biological process: inositol catabolic process. NCBI's taxonomy places the organism in Eukaryota, Viridiplantae, Streptophyta, Magnoliopsida, Solanales, Convolvulaceae. The transcript has 9 exons. Gene Ontology annotation, molecular function: inositol oxygenase activity; iron ion binding. Gene Ontology annotation, cellular component: cytoplasm. Bases 78 to 1034 code for a protein of 318 amino acids. The record is from RefSeq and is a predicted model, not a curated record.
CUCAAUCAUUGAGUUUCCAGCUUUCUCUUUAUUUCUUUUUGUCUUUUCCCUAUUCCCUUUUCCAAGAUCUUGGCAGGAUGACAAUCCUCAUCAUUGAGAAACCAGCAGAACAUGUUGAGGAGAAACAAGCCGUCCCUUCUGAUAAUGCUAAUGAACUGAUUUUGGAUGGAGGGUUUGUUGUGCCCAAGACAUUAAUGUCUUCCAAUGGAGGAUUUGAAGCCCCAGAGAUGAAUUCUUUUGGUCAAUCUUUCAGGGCCUAUGAUGCAGAAAGUGAGAGACAGAAGAGUGUGGAGGAGUUUUAUAGAGUGCAACACAUCAACCAAACAUAUGAUUUUGUGAAGAGGAUGAGGGAGGAUUAUGGGAGAUUGGAUAAAGUAGAGAUGAGCAUAUGGGAAUGCUGUGAGCUACUGAAUGAUGUGGUGGAUGAUAGUGAUCCUGACUUGGAUGAACCACAGAUUGAGCACUUGCUGCAGACUGCUGAGGCCAUUAGAAAAGACUACCCUCAUCAACCUUGGUUGCAUUUGACUGCCCUCAUCCAUGAUCUUGGAAAAGUGCUUCUGCAUCCUAGCUUUGGGGAGCUUCCUCAAUGGGCUGUGGUUGGUGACACAUUCCCUCUUGGAUGUGCCUUUGAUGAAUCCAUUGUUCACCACAAGUAUUUCAAGGAAAACCCAGACUGCAACAACACCCUUUACAACACAAAAAAUGGAGUCUAUGAAGAAGGUUGUGGUUUAGACAAAGUACUCAUGUCUUGGGGUCAUGAUGACUACAUGUAUUUGGUGGCCAAGGAAAAUGGAACAACUCUUCCUUCUGCAGCAUUGUUUAUUAUCCGCUAUCACUCUUUUUAUGCAUUGCAUAGGGAAGGGGCAUAUACACACUUGAUGAAUGAAGAGGAUAAAGAAAACAUGAAGUGGCUCAAAAUCUUCAAUAAAUAUGAUCUAUAUAGCAAGAGCAAAGUCAGAAUCGAUGUAGAAGAAGUCAAACCUUAUUACCUUUCUCUCAUUGAAAAGUAUUUCCCAGCCAAACUCAGAUGGUAAUGUCGAGGCAAUUGAGAAGUAAUGGGGAAAUAUAAAGCAUUUUAUGGUGUUUAUCUUGGAUGCAAAAUACAUUUAUGUAUUGUUUUUUUUUUUCGGGUGGUGGUGGUGGCGUUAUGUUUUUCCAUUUUGUAAUGAACAAAUAAAUUCUAUUCUUUUGCUAUA